AAGUAUUGUAUGUACCAGCCUAAUUAAUUUGCUAAUUACAACUCUUUUCGUACUAUGUUAGUAGUUAGUAGGUUGUUUGAAUGUUGUUAAAGUCUUGUAUGAAAAUUAGGCAUCUUCUUCGACAAUUUGACCAUGAUUCUAUAUGAUCUUUUUGUCAAAAUAAGUAAAGAUCCACAGUUUGUAACGUUUUAUAGACCGAAUUCAUUGCAAAAAUAUAACCGAGUUUGUAUGGUUCGAUUGAUGUUGAUUACACGCACAAUAGAAGGUCAUGCGGGAAGAUACGUAGUCUUCAUCCUCAUCAUUCUUACCCUUUUAUCCCCACUACAACUAUUAUCAUUUCACAUCCAUAACCGCCGCAUCAAUUAUCUCCUCAGAUGUCAAAUCCUCCGCCGGAAGCUAACAACGCCGCCGUAAUCAACAUCCCUACCCACACCCGCCGUCGCUCUUUCAGAUUCCAGAACUUGCCCGGUGCAAAGCCGAUCCCACUGGCACUCUCCAUCUCCGUAGGACUCAUCGUCUGCUUCGCCAUCCCAAAACCCAGUCAGGUUACAACACAGGCGUGGCGACUGUUUGCCAUCUUCCUCACCACCAUCGCGGGACUCAUCCUCGGACCUUUACCCGUCGGUGCUUGGGCUUUCGUGUGUCUAACGAUCUCCGUCGUGACAAAGACGCUUCCGUUCAAAUCUGCCUUCGCUGCCUUCACGAACGAAGUGAUAUGGUUGAUAGUUGCAUCGUUCUUCUUCAGCAGAGGGUUUGUGAAAUCUGGACUGGGUGAUCGGAUGGCAAUGUACUUUGUGAGGUGGUUAGGCAAGAGCACGUUGGGUUUGGCCUAUGGUUUAGCGAUUUGCGAAGCUAUAAUUUCGCCGGCGAUGCCUAGUACAACUGCCAGGGCCGGUGGGAUCUUCUUGCCGAUUAUUAAUUCCUUGGCGAUCGCCGGUGAGAGUAGGCCUAAGGACGGCUCCGCUCGGAGACUUGGUGCUUUCCUUGUUCAAUCUCAAUUUCAGUCAUCUAGUAGCUCGAGCGCUCUUUUCUUGACGGCUGCAGCUCAGAACAUGUUAUGUAUAAAACUAGCUGACAGUUUAGGGGUGAAAAUCAAAGAUCCAUGGAUAACAUGGUUUAAAGGUUCUUGUUUACCAGCCUCGGUUUCUCUUAUGUUAACUCCACUCAUCAUCUACAAGAUCUUUCCACCAGAGACCAAGCAUACACCUGAUGCUCCUAUCUUGGCUCAAACCAAGCUUGACCAAAUGGGUCCGGUUAAAAGGGACGAAUGGAUCAUGUUAGGAACCAUGCUCGUAACUGUUGCGUUAUGGAUUUCCGGAGAAAAUCUUGGCAUUUCAAGUGUCGUUGCAGCAAUGCUAGGUUUAUCGAUCCUUUUAAUCCUCGGGGUCCUCACAUGGGACGAUUGCCUAAGUGAAAAAUCAGCAUGGGACACAUUGGCUUGGUUCGGGGUGCUCAUUGGCAUGGCAACUCAACUCACCGACUUAGGAGUCGUGCCCUGGAUGUCAACUUGUGUGGCCAACUUUCUUAAAUCUCUUUCAGUUGGAUGGCAUCUCGCACUUCUUCUCCUUCAAGCUGUAUAUUUCUUCAUUCAUUAUCUAUUUGCCGGUCAAACAGCUCAUGUUGGUGCAUUGUACUCCGCAUUCCUUUCGAUGCAUCUAACUGCUAAAGUCCCCAGAACUCUUUCGGCAUUGACUUUGGCAUACAAUACAAACCUUUUUGGUGCCCUCACACAUUAUAGUAGUGGUCAGGCUGCUGUAUAUUAUGGAGCUGGGUAUGUAAGACUUCCGGAUGUCUUCAAGCUUGGGAUUAUCAUGGCCAUGAUUAACAUAAUGAUAUGGGGACUAAUAGGUACCCCGUGGUGGAAGAUUUUGGGUCUUUAUUGAGUUAGAAUUGAUAUUGAUAAUAUCUUAAUAUUCUAAUGUUAUAAGCAUUUGUUUUUAAGAAGGAAUGCUUAUAAUUGCUUGAAUCCGAUGUACAUUUACACCUUUUAUCCGUCUUAUUUUUCAUACUUUUAUGUCAUCAUCAAUGAUAGUAUUAUAUUUUAUAUAGUUUUA
Messenger RNA from Lactuca sativa (garden lettuce), 2054 nucleotides. RefSeq names its product dicarboxylate transporter 2.1, chloroplastic. Gene Ontology annotation, molecular function: transmembrane transporter activity. Gene Ontology annotation, cellular component: membrane. Lineage: Eukaryota; Viridiplantae; Streptophyta; Magnoliopsida; Asterales; Asteraceae. Gene Ontology annotation, biological process: transmembrane transport. The record is from RefSeq and is a predicted model, not a curated record.